This is a messenger RNA of Drosophila grimshawi, 4682 nucleotides long. It is a transcript of the gene dlg1, whose product is annotated as disks large 1 tumor suppressor protein. Gene Ontology annotation, biological process: chemical synaptic transmission. NCBI's taxonomy places the organism in Eukaryota, Metazoa, Arthropoda, Insecta, Diptera, Drosophilidae. The transcript has 19 exons. The record is from RefSeq and is a predicted model, not a curated record. The coding region runs from base 16 to 3906 and encodes 1296 amino acids. Gene Ontology annotation, molecular function: kinase binding. Gene Ontology annotation, cellular component: postsynaptic density membrane; neuron projection; neuromuscular junction.
UUAGUUGGCCAAAGGAUGAGCUCAGAUACCGAUUCGGAUAGGGAGAAGAGCAGCGAUCCCAAUGAGGAGCUGCUCAGCAGCGAUGAUAAGAGCUAUCCCGACGACGAUGAUGAUGACGACGAUUUGAACUCAUCGCCAGUGGACGAAGACAUUGAUAACAAUUCAAAUGUGAGCGAACCAAUUAGGCAAUUACCCGAUGCGGAACAAGUGCAAUCGUACACCGAGAACGACCAAUUGCUGGUGCAAUUGACACAAACGGAAGCCAUAGAAAUACAACAGCCGCAGCAGCAAAUUGAUGUCGAUUUGGCAAACGGCACAACUGGAGAGCAGUUGGUGGUCUGCGAUGAGCCCAUGCCCAUCCAGCAGCCGUUGGUGGUUGCCAAGUACAGAGAGAGUGUUCGCGAAUCCGUUGAGUGCUUCUAUUCGGCACAGGAUCUGCUCGAAUAUGGUCAUAUGCUAUCAUCGGCGGCGGAACAGCGCACUCCCGAUGUCGAGUCGGGCUAUUUUGACAAGUCGGAGAGUGAUGAUGUCUCACGCGAUGAGUUUGGGGCACAAGCACUGCCAAUUGUGGGCGGCCAGACCACAUCCAGCAGCUCGGAGAGUCUACGCAUUGAGCUGAGCCGCUUUUGCACCUCGAUGGAGGCUUUUGAGCGUGAGCAACAACAAGAGCAGGAGCAGGAGCAGAGCCAGCGGCUCCAAACUCCGGCGCAGCCAAAAGGAGGUCCCAUUGCUGGCGAGGACUUGACAACGGGUCAACGUUUCAUUGAGAAACAAAAAGCUCACCGAGCCCUCGAGUUGCUCGAGGAUUAUCACGCACGUCUGUCGGAGCCACAGGAUCGUGCCCUGCGUAUUGCAAUCGAACGGGUCAUCCGCAUUUUUAAGUCGCGCCUAUUCCAAGCGCUACUAGAUAUACAGGAAUUCUAUGAAUUAACGUUACUGGACGACUCAAAGAGUAUACAACAAAAGACCGCCGAGACAUUGCAAAUUGCUACCAAGUGGGAGAAGGAUGGACAGGUCACAAAGAUAGCCGAUUUUAUAAAAACUUCCAAUCUUAAUCGCAAUUGCGCCUAUGAGUUUAACAACGAUGCCACAAAUCCCAAUCCAAGUUCAAAUCUUAAUCAAAACUUGAACGCGGCCGCGCAUGCCGAGGCUUUGAGCAGAACGUUUAAAAAUGAAUUGGAAGAGAUUUUGAACCAACGCAUGCGCAUCGAGUCCGAUUGUGAGAAUGCCAAAGAUGCCACUGCCACAGAAGAUGCCGCAGUGCAACAAGUGCGCAACGCUCGCUCGCCCCAGCAACAACAACAGCAGCAGCAGCAACAAGUGGUUCAACAGUUGCAACAACAACAACAACAGCAGUCGACAGCAACUAGAAGCGGGACUCAGCAGAUUCUACACAAGGCAUCCUCGACGAAGGUAAACGGCGAUGAUAGCUGGUAUUAUGAGGACAUUCAGCUGGAGCGUGGCAACUCUGGCUUGGGCUUCUCGAUUGCUGGUGGCACCGAUAAUCCGCACAUUGGCACCGACACAUCCAUAUAUAUAACGAAACUGAUACCGGGCGGUGCUGCUGCCGCCGAUGGACGCUUGAGCAUUAACGAUAUUAUUGUGUCUGUCAAUGAUGUAUCCGUUGUGGAUGUGCCCCAUGCGUCCGCUGUGGAUGCAUUGAAGCGGGCUGGCAACAUUGUCAAGCUGCAUGUGAAGCGAAAACGUACAGCGAGCAGUGCAACGCCCACAACAGCAGCUCCAUCAGUCGAUGUGCAUGAUAGCGCAAGUGGAACGGCAACAACGGGCACCGGAACGGGAACUGGAACGGGAACGGGUCCAAAGGUGAUCGAAAUUGAUUUGGUCAAGGGUGGCAAAGGAUUGGGCUUCUCGAUUGCCGGUGGCAUCGGUAAUCAGCAUAUACCCGGCGACAAUGGCAUCUAUGUGACAAAGCUCAUGGACGGCGGAGCUGCUCAAGUCGAUGGUCGGCUCUCCAUCGGUGACAAGCUGAUUGCGGUUCGCACCAGUGCCGGUGAAAAGAAUUUGGAGAAUGUGACGCACGAAUUGGCUGUGGGCACGCUCAAGUCGAUAACCGACAAGGUGACGCUUAUUGUUGGCAAAACACAGCAUUUAACCAGCAGUGCAUCACAGUCGGCCGUUCAACUUGGCCAGCAGACGCAGUCGCACUCCCAGUCACAAACCCAAUUGGCUGCCACAUGGCAACAGCAGCAGCAACAGCAGCAGCAGCAGCAACAAGUGAAUUCGGAAUCUGCAGAGCCCGGCUCAAGAUAUGCAUCCACGAAUGUCCUGGCGGCCGUGCCACCGGGCACACCACGCGCUGUCAGCACAGAGGAUAUAACCAGAGAACCACGCACCAUCACCAUACAAAAGGGACCUCAGGGUCUGGGCUUCAACAUAGUCGGCGGCGAGGAUGGCCAGGGUAUUUAUGUAUCAUUCAUAUUGGCCGGCGGUCCGGCGGAUCUUGGCUCCGAGCUGAAGCGGGGCGAUCAACUGCUCAGUGUGAACAACGUCAAUUUGACGCAUGCCACGCACGAGGAGGCGGCACAGGCGCUAAAAACGUCUGGUGGAGUUGUCACAUUGGUGGCACAAUAUCGGCCGGAGGACUACAAUAGAUUCGAGGCACGCAUCCAGGAGCUUAAACAACAGGCGGCGCUUAGCGCCGGUGGCUCUGGCACCCUGCUGCGUACUACACAGAAGCGUUCGCUAUAUGUGCGCGCCCUCUUCGACUAUGAUCCAAUUCGCGAUGAUGGGCUGCCGUCGCGCGGCCUGCCCUUCAAGCAUGGCGACAUUCUGCAUGUGACCAAUGCCUCCGAUGAUGAAUGGUGGCAGGCACGACGCGUCCUCGGCGACAAUGAGGACGAACAAAUCGGUAUUGUGCCAUCGAAGCGGCGCUGGGAGCGUAAAAUGCGUGCACGUGAUCGUAGCGUUAAGUUCCAAGGACAUGCGGCGGCUAACAAUAAUCUAGAUAAGCAAUCAACUUUGGAUCGCAAAAAGAAGAAUUUCACAUUUUCACGCAAGUUUCCAUUCAUGAAGAGUCGCGACGAGAAGAAUGAAGAUGGCAGUGACCAAGAGCCGAACGGAUUUGUGAACAGCAACAGUGAAAUCGAUGUGAACAAUGUUAAUAAUAACCAAGCAAAUGAUCCGCAGCCUUUUAUGCUUUGCUACACACAAGACGAUGCCAACGCUGAAGGAGGCGAGAUUAUCUACAGAGUGGAAUUACCCGAUAUGGAGCAGAUAACUUUAAUCUACUUGGAGAAUAAUGAUGCUGACUAUCCUUCCGAGGAGAAUGUGCUGUCCUAUGAGGCCGUACAGCGUUUGUCUAUCAGCUACACACGUCCCGUUAUAAUAUUGGGACCGCUUAAGGAUCGUAUCAACGACGAUUUGAUAUCUGAAUACCCGGACAAAUUCGGUUCAUGUGUGCCACAUACAACGCGGCCAAAACGCGAAUAUGAGGUAGAUGGCCGGGACUAUCAUUUUGUGUCGUCGCGCGAGCAAAUGGAGCGUGAUAUACAGAACCAUCUGUUCAUCGAAGCUGGCCAGUACAAUGACAAUUUGUAUGGCACUUCUGUGGCCAGCGUGCGCGAGGUGGCCGAAAGAGGCAAACACUGCAUACUGGAUGUGUCGGGCAAUGCAAUUAAGCGUCUGCAGGUGGCGCAACUUUAUCCGGUAGCUGUUUUCAUAAAGCCCAAAUCCGUUGAUUCCGUGAUGGAAAUGAACCGUCGCAUGACGGAGGAGCAGGCAAAGAAAACGUUUGAGCGCGCUAUUAAGAUGGAGCAAGAGUUCGGCGAAUACUUUACGGGUGUUGUACAAGGCGAUACAAUCGAAGAAAUAUAUAGCAAAGUGAAAUCAAUGAUUUGGUCGCAAUCGGGACCAACCAUUUGGGUACCAUCGAAGGAAUCUCUAUGACCAACAGCCACAACAACAUGGACACUGCCGCCUCGAGUACGUUGUCGACCUGUCUCGAGAACAACAACAACAACAAUAGCAACAACAUCAUCAACAACAACAACAAAUCAGCCGCAACAAAAAACGCCACACUGAUGCACCACAACAAAUAAGGACGACGCCGAUCGAUGAUGAUGAUGAUGAUGAUGAUGAUGAUGACAACAUCAACAUCAACACCAGCAAUAGCAACAGCAACACAACAACCCGUAGCAGCCAACUCAAUGUUGUCCAUAAUUAGGAUGGUUAUUGUUUAGAUAAGCAAAUAACAAUCGCGGGCGCAGUACAAUAAGAAUCCAAACAUUACAUCACGAACUUUGAUGCAUUGCUUUUGGCCAAGCUUGUUCAUGACUCUUGGUUCUUAGUUCUUGGUGUGGGGACAAACUGUUCCACCUGAAGCGGCAGCUGUUUAAUUUUAGUUAGAACAAAAUUGAUAUACAAAACAACAAAAAACAAAAACAAACAAAAAAAAACUAAAACAAAAAGAAAAAAAAACAAAAACAAACCGAAUCAUAUUGAUGACAAGAUCUAAUAUGAAAAAGAAAACCGAAAGCAGAAAGCAGAAUGCAGAUGGCAGAAUGCAAAGAAACUGAGUUGAAGAGAGGAGGAAACGUUCGUUAUGCGCUAGUGUUGUUUGUUUAUGUUGAUGUUUAUACGAGAGUUAUAGCGAGUUAGUUAUGUUGACGCCAAUAAUAAUAUGGUAUAUGAUAUGAUAUACAUAUACAUAUGCGUAUACAUAC